AUGGCGGAAAAACAAAACAAAAUCCCAGAUGACAUUGAGGCGUCAGGGCCCAUCACUUAUAUCCCUUCACAGACGGGUGAGAUACUCAAGGAUGAAAAUCUCACUCACGAUCCUGUUUUUGGUGAGGUCACUGAGGAUGGACCUAACUAUCGCAAUGUUGGUUGGCUGGGCACAGUCGCUUUAAUGAUGAAGACCCAAAUCGGUUUGGGUGUUCUUUCUAUUCCGUCUGUCUUCGACACACUAGGGAUGAUUCCAGGUGUCAUUCUGCUUUGCAUCGUUGCAGGAAUUGCCACGUGGACAAGUUAUAUGGUCGGCAUCUUCAAGAUCAGACAUCGCGAGAUUUACGGCAUUGAUGAGGCUGGUGGCUUGAUGUUUGGCAGAAUGGGCAGAGAGGUGUUUGGUAUUGGAUUUUCCCUCUACUGGAUCUUUGUUGCAGGAUCAGGCAUACUUGGCAUUUCUAUCAGCUUAAACGCCAUCUCAGACCAUGGAACAUGUACUGCUGCAUUUGUUGGCGUUGCGGCUGUUAUUGGAUUCUCACUCGCCAGUAUUCGAACGCUGGGCAAGAUUACUUGGAUCGCGUGGGUUGGAUUAGUUUGCAUUCUCAGUGCCGUUCUGAUUGUCACUGUCAGCGUUGGCAUCCAGGAUCGACCUUCCUCUGCGCCCCAGGAGGGCCCUUGGUCUUCAGACUUCAAACUAACCAACUCUCCAACUUUCGCACAAGGAGUUGCAGCUGUCUCAUCACUGAUCUUCGCAUGA
Messenger RNA from Penicillium expansum, 756 nucleotides. RefSeq names its product Amino acid transporter, transmembrane. Gene Ontology annotation, cellular component: vacuolar membrane. Gene Ontology annotation, molecular function: amino acid transmembrane transporter activity. The transcript is spliced from 4 exons. The record is from RefSeq and is a predicted model, not a curated record. Gene Ontology annotation, biological process: amino acid transmembrane transport. The coding region runs from base 1 to 756 and encodes 251 amino acids. Lineage: Eukaryota; Fungi; Ascomycota; Eurotiomycetes; Eurotiales; Aspergillaceae.